Messenger RNA from Dendrobium catenatum, 1699 nucleotides. RefSeq names its product polyadenylate-binding protein-interacting protein 11. Lineage: Eukaryota; Viridiplantae; Streptophyta; Magnoliopsida; Asparagales; Orchidaceae. The coding region runs from base 369 to 1334 and encodes 321 amino acids. Gene Ontology annotation, molecular function: RNA binding. The record is from RefSeq and is a predicted model, not a curated record. The transcript is spliced from 10 exons.
UCUUCUUCCACUACAGUAUAUAGUUAUAUAGUCCAAAAAAGAUUUUCCUUUUCUUUAAAAACUCUCAUCUUAGCAAGAAAAUUUGUACUCGCGUGAUUGCAAAUGGCUUCUUCCUACUUAUUGUAACCAGGGAGCAGAUAUCCUCUUUGGCUUCCUCACGCCUCUUCUCUCCCUUUCUCUUUCUACGGCCCCUUUCUGAAAGGGUAAAGAUUUCCAAGUUCUCCUCAACGCACAUGACUAUGAAAAUACAAAUAAGAUUUGAUGUUUGAAUAAGAAAAGCGAUCUGCUUUCUUUGAAAAAUCACUUCUUUUUCUUCCAAUCUGCGUUCAAGUUGUAGGUUUUAUAAAUUUUUUCUGUGUGAAGAGGUGAUGGCCGCGGUGGCAGAGAACGCGAUCGGCUCUGAAAACCAGUUCAUUCACAGCAAGGCCGCGACUUGUGACUCGGAAUCGGAGUAUCAGAGAGAUGUGAGGAAGUUGGUAGACCUUCUUUCUAAAUUGAAUCCUUCGGCGAAGGAGUUCUUUCCUUCUUGGAGAAAAUCCGAUGGCCGAUUAUCUGCAGAUGCGCCGGUCUUCGUCACUUCGGCCGAUUACUUUAACAGUGGUAAUGGGUUCAAUUACGGGAAUAGUAAUAAGGAUUCGAGCAGUGAUGGAUCGUCCAACAAUCAGCCGAUGAAUCGGAGGGGUUUUGGACAGAGGAGGAAUGGUUAUAACCAGGGGAGGAGAAGGAUGAACGAUAGGGCAAGGAGAGCUGAAAGGGAGGAAAGCAUCAGGCGAACUGUAUAUGUUUCUGAUAUUGAUCAAAAUCAGGUUACAGAAGAGCACCUUGCUGAAUUGUUUGCCCCUUGUGGUCAAGUAGUUGACUGCCGGGUUUGUGGUGACCCCCACUCGAUCCUUCGAUUUGCGUUUAUCGAGUUCGCUGAUGAGGAGGGUGCAAUGGUAGCCCUGAAUAUUGGAGGAACUCUACUAGGUUACUAUCCUGUCAAAGUCUUACCUUCAAAGACUGCAAUUUUGCCUGUGAAUCCUAAAUUUCUACCGAAGUCCAAUGAUGAAAGAGAAAUGGUUGUGAGGACGGUUUACUGUACUAAUAUUGACAAGAAGGUUACACAAUCAGAAGUAAAACAGUUCUUUGAGCAAGUCUGUGGUGAGGUUUCUCGGCUGCGACUCCUCGGCGAUAAUGUGCACUCCACUCGGAUAGCGUUUGUUGAGUUUGUCCAGGCUGAGAGUGCCAUUUUUGCUCUGAACUGUAGUGGCAUGUUUCUUGGAUCUCUUCAAAUUAGGAUUAGUCCAUCAAAGACGCCGGUGAGGCCGCGCAUCCCUCGAGCUGCAUCACACUAACCUCCUUAUUCAAAGCUGGAGCGAGAGCGACAUCAUCUUCGCGCCGCGGGAAUACUGUUGUUACAGAGAGCUUUUAAAUUUCGGCUCGAAGAAAAUCAAGUUUAUUUUAUUCCUUAGAACAUGUUCAUCUGCCAGUUAAGAAGUUCUUCUCUCUUAGCUACAGAAUUUUCACAUAGUCUUAUCUACUUUCUAUUUGUCUUAAUCUUUGGAAGUCAUCAGACCAUAGAAGGUGUCUGCAUUUGAUAAGCACUUAUCAGAACUUGCAUGGAAUUAAGCUAAUUAGAUAGCAGUUCCAUCAGUUGUUGAUGUUUGAACCAAACAUGGAUACUUUUGGCAAUUGCUUCCAAUUGAGCCAUUUAGAUUUU